GAGGGGGUGUGGCAGCCGCUAUAAGGGAGGGAAGGCGGGAUGGGACUAAACCUUCUCUGACCUCGAUGGCAGCAGCAAAGGCCUCUUCCGAGGAGGUCAUGGACCUGCGGCUGGAGCAGGCCCGACGUUUCAAGGAGGAAGGGAAUUGCUAUUACAAAGAAGGGCGUUUCCGUGAUGCCGUAAGCCGUUACCACUGGGCCCUUCUGCAGGUGAAAGGGCUGGAUCCCAGCGUGCCGUCUCCUUUGCAGGAAUUUGGCGGGGAGAAGCCUCAUGUAACCCCUGAGCAAGAAUGCUCUCUCCACAGCACCCAAAGCGACUGCUACAAUAAUCUUGCUGCUUGUCUCCUCCACAUGGAACCUGUGAACUAUGAGCGGGUGAAAGACUACAGUCUAAAAGUCCUGGAAAGGCAGCCGGAGAACACGAAGGCCCUGUAUCGUGCUGGAGUGGCAUUCUACCACCUUCGGGAUUAUGACAAAGCACGCCGCUAUCUCCUGGAAGCUAUCAGCAAGCAGCCCAAAGAUGCCAAUGUGAAGCGUUACUUGCAGUUGACAGAGUCCCAGCUGAGCAGCUACCAUCAAAAGGAGAAGCAGCUUUAUAUGGGAAUGUUUGGGUAGAGGCAGCAGUUCCUACCUAGAAGUACCCGGACGUGGAGUCGCACUGGUUCCCAUUUUCUUGCAGACUGUACGUGUUCAUUGGCUCUGGAGGUUUCAGAUGUGUCAUGUGCUUAAUAGCCAAUUUAAACUGAAGAUGUUAAGAGAGGGGGCCUCAAUAAUUUCUUCUAUCACCGGUUUGGAAUGGAAAAGGAUUAGGGAUGGAUUGUGCAACCUGUUAUGGGUUUCCUCCCACUACUAAAGCAGGUAAAGCAGGAAUCAGUGGGGGGGGGGGUGGAGAUCUAAUGGUUAUUCCCUUUGGUUCAUAAAAUAUGUUGGGAAUUC
Molecule: messenger RNA, 935 nt
Organism: Eublepharis macularius
Lineage: Eukaryota; Metazoa; Chordata; Lepidosauria; Squamata; Eublepharidae
Gene: TTC9C
Product: tetratricopeptide repeat domain 9C
Exons: 4
Coding region: 66-614 (182 amino acids)
Molecular function (GO): protein binding
Source: RefSeq, a predicted model, not a curated record